Molecule: messenger RNA, 3227 nt
Organism: Corticium candelabrum
Lineage: Eukaryota; Metazoa; Porifera; Homoscleromorpha; Homosclerophorida; Plakinidae
Product: serine/threonine-protein phosphatase 4 regulatory subunit 4-like
Exons: 23
Coding region: 108-2969 (953 amino acids)
Cellular component (GO): cytosol; protein serine/threonine phosphatase complex
Molecular function (GO): protein phosphatase regulator activity
Source: RefSeq, a predicted model, not a curated record
CAGAGCAGAACCUUUCUCUCGUUCGUGCUGACGAAUUGAGCAACGAGAGAAGCUAAAUUCUGUGUGUGUGUUUGUGUAAACAUUCGGUUUACGAGACGGGAGUCACGAUGGAGUGGCCAAAGGACAUGCUGGAGGAGAUAGAAGACUUUCGCUUGGAGAGGUCGAUAAGAAGUCUCAAGACGAAUGAGGAAAUCGAGAAGUUGAGUGUCGACGAGAAAUUGAGUUCUUUGGAUCGAGCUCUGUAUUUGCUCAAAAACGGUCAAGACGUGCAGAAAUUGAGUGUCGUUUCGAAUCUGACGUCACUGAUGAGGCAGAGUCCGAGUGAGACUCAGAGGAAAGUGCUGCCGAAGAUAUGCGAACUCGUUCCCUCUGCUCAUGUGGACAUUCAAGUUGGUGCAGCGGAAGCUUUCUCGCUGUUGCUCGAGAACAAGCAGCUGACCGCACACACAUUCCAUUCAAUGCUCUUUCCUACUGUAUUGAAUGGAUUGGAGAGCAGAGAGAGAGUCGUCUCUUCAGCGUGGGUCAAGACUCUGUUGGUUGUUGUGAGCAGCUACAGUUCUGAUGUGAUCAGGAGAGAGAUAUUGCCGAUUGCGUUGGCAAAAGGGCAGUUGUCUCAGACUGUGUUGUCACGUCUAGCCAGCUGUGAAAUACUGGGACAAAUUGCAACUAAGUUUGAGGCUGUGAGGGUGUGUCGUGAACUGCUCAGUCUUGUGACAUCACUAUGUCAAGAUGUUGACUAUGAAGUGAGAGCUUGUAUGUGUCGACAACUUGCUCCAAUAGCGAAGCAGCUGGGAUCCGAACUGACGGGCAAUCUCAUCCUACCCGAGUUGAUCGAACUCGCCAAAGACGAAGAAUGCACCGUGCGCAUCGCGUGUCUCGAAACUCUCGUCUCCAUUCUCGACCAACUGGACAAAGAGUUAAGAGUUUCGUCUGUCAUUCCUCUCGUGCGAGAGUGUUUUGAGAGUGCAUUUGCAUCUAAGGAUGCGUCGCUGCAAGUCGUGUGUCAGUUAUAUGGCAGGUUUUGCCACGUGUUGAAGGACGUAUGCGACAACGAUCAUCGCAAAUGGUUUCUCAAUUUUUAUUGUCAGAUGGCAACAUUGAAUCAAGGGAAUGCAAAAUCACAGAUGCUUGUCACGGCUCCGAAAACGAUGGGCAUGCCAAGUUCUGAUUGUUCGAUUUCAGAUAAUCCUAUCUCCGAAUGUCGUCGUCUUUGUGCGUACAACUUUCCAGCGAUGACACUUUUUGCCGAGCCUCAUAAUUUUGAGCACGAACUGUCGGUAACUCUUCAGCGAUUGGUGACAGACCAACAUCCUAAAGUUAGAAGGACAGUAGCAUCAGGAUUUCAUGAGGUGGCAAAGAUUUUAGGGCCGAUACUUGUCGGUGUAGUUCGUCCUCAGUUUCUCACUUUGCUGAAAGAGAGCUCAGUAGAGGUUCUUCAAGGUGUCGUCAGUCAUCUCGGCGAUUCCCUCUGCGUCUUUGCAAACCAUGCCUCUCUCGGCGACUCCAAAUUUGGCGGCCUACCUGACUUCAUUCCAGCCAUCAUCACAUGCUCACAAACCGUCGCAAAGUCUCGCCUAUGGAGACUCCAAGAAGACCUACUCCGUCAAUACUGCUCCCUACCCAACUGCCUCACAUCAGACCAGAUAUACUACAAGUUUGUUCCACGGGCAUUCAAACUCCUCUCAUCAAAGCACGUGUUGCCGGUCAAACUGGCGGCCGGUCGUGCCCUCUGUAUCUUCAUAUGUCACAAUCGACGGAAAGAGCAGCGACAGGACAUGUGCAGUCGAAUAAUAGAAGAUUUGGGUGGUAGUCGUAGCUAUUGGAAUAGAUUGUUGUUCAUUGAUGUGUGUGGCUUCAUUUUGGAGUUCUUCUCGAAGAGGUUUUUUAAGACGACGUUCUUUGAGUUUGUGCUUGUCUUGGCGAAGGAUCCGGUUGCUAACGUACGCUUACGGCUUUGUCGCUUUCUUCCAAAAUUGAAGUCGGUUCUAAAGCUACCAACAGACCGUGCUCUUCUACAGCAGUUCCAGUUGGUUACGAGACAUUUGCUAACGACAGAGAAGGAUACCGACGUCGAGGCGGGUAUUAGAACUGCAUUCAAAGAGUUGGAUAGAAUGGAUAUAACUGUUGAGACGUUGAGUGGCCGAACGUUUUUCGAAGACGAUCUGCUUGAUGCAAAGAAGGAAGAAGACGAAAAGCAGAUUGAGAUGGAAGAGGAGUUGGAAGCAGCAGAACAAGAGAAGAAUGACAAGGAGAGUACGAAGCACGGGAGACAUUCCAUUGAUUCGAAAAAGGGAAGGAGCGCAAAGAAAACCAGUGGUGGUGGUAAGGUGAGCAGAAGCACCAGUCAGACCAGUCCAGCAAGUGUUGGAAGAUCAUUGGGAGGAACGGCAGUGAAGCCAUCAGCAACUCAGGCUUCGUCAUCUGGAUCUAAAUCAUCGCAGUCGAGUUCGAGUAAGGCAGUGACGACAACAAAGACAGCGAAUGAUCGAAUCGCCGUCAACUCGGAACAAUCGGCUGAUCAGAGGAUAGGAAAGAAACCAGAUCUUUUGCCAAUAUUGAGUCCCAGUGUGGCUGCUGCUAGUCCGAGGGCAGGACCAAAGCGUUUUGGCACUCCACAGUCUCCAAAGCCGUCUGCCUCUCCUGUCAUGUCAUCGGCCCUUGCUACAAAGGCAACAGACAGCACAAGGUCUUCAGGUGCAGGUACGAGAGGCACUCAGUCUCGUUCUAGUGCUGGAGUGGCUUCCAGAGGAUCAGGGAGUAUUACGACGUUGCGUUCUGGAACCAGCUCACCUCAUAUACCGCUCACGACGACGAAGAGCAAAGAAAAGACUUCGUCACAUAUACCGUCUUCUUCACCAGUACCUGUUGCUUUGAAAGGGUCUUUUUCGAAGAAGAAUCACUCGACAACAUCCAAUGGUCAGCCGCACAUCGCUUUAUCAUCUACCAAGUCAGUGAAGCCCAAAACGUAGUAACUAGCUACACAGCCCAAAUGCAUAAUAAAGCUUGCUAUCUUUUCUCAGUUCUCGUGUGUAUAUAGUGAUAUAACAUAACUCAGCAUGCUGGCGUGUGAGCUGUGAUUGCCACUCAGCAGCAAUAUUUUUCUUUCUCAGUGAGACAGACAGACAGAUGUGGCGUCGGCGGCUAGUACAAAGGACUAGUUUUUUAAUAGUUUGAUGUGGCUGUAAAUGUGAGAUGUAAACAUAGGAGAAGUAAUGUCAGUAUUUGAC